Messenger RNA from Cuculus canorus (common cuckoo), 5289 nucleotides. It is a transcript of the gene ATP6V0A4, whose product is annotated as ATPase H+ transporting V0 subunit a4. Bases 285 to 2819 code for a protein of 844 amino acids. The record is from RefSeq and is a predicted model, not a curated record. Gene Ontology annotation, cellular component: vacuolar proton-transporting V-type ATPase, V0 domain; plasma membrane; vacuolar proton-transporting V-type ATPase complex. NCBI's taxonomy places the organism in Eukaryota, Metazoa, Chordata, Aves, Cuculiformes, Cuculidae. Gene Ontology annotation, biological process: proton transmembrane transport; vacuolar acidification. The transcript has 21 exons. Gene Ontology annotation, molecular function: ATPase binding; proton-transporting ATPase activity, rotational mechanism.
CCACAUGUGGGACAGGACUGUUGGCCAGGGCGCUUCGCUCGCCGCCUGCCUCACUCGGCGUGGUGCCUGCAGCCAUGCCAAAGCACAACCCUGCUGUCAUUGCCUGACGGGACACCCGGCCAGCUGAGGGGACAACUUGCCCCUUCCCCGGGGAGAGGGUCUGCUGGAAACCAGCGCAGUGGCUGAGAGUGCUUGGCACCCUCUGGCACCUCCCUGGGUGAGGAAUACUGUGCCACUGCCACCAAGAUCCCUGUGGACACACAAGUCAGAGGAGCGCAGACAAAAUGUGUUCGGUCUUCCGGAGUGAGGAGAUGAGCCUGAUGCAGCUCUUCCUGCAGGUGGAGGCUGCCUACUGCUGUGUGGCUGAGCUGGGGGAGCUGGGUCUGGUCCAGUUCAGAGAUCUGAAUGUGAAUGUGAACAGCUUCCAGAGAAAGUUUGUGAAUGAAGUGAGAAGGUGCGAAUCCUUGGAGAGGAUCCUGCGUUUUCUGGAAAAUGAGAUGGAAGACAACGUUGAGACAGUCAAACUAGAAAAGUAUCCAGAGACACUCCUGCCUCGGGAAAUGAUUUAUAUGGAGACGGUGCUGGAGAAACUUGAAGCUGAGCUACUGGAAGCCAACCAGAACCAGCAAACACUGAAGCAGAACUUCCUGGAGCUGACAGAGCUCAAACAUCUGCUGAAGAAAACCCAGGACUUCUUUGAGGCAGAAACCAAUCUGCCAGAUGAUUUCUUCAGUGAAGACACAUCUGGACUGCUGGAGCUGAGAAGCACUCCUGCUGCUGCAGCUGCCAAACUGGGAUUCACAGCAGGGGUAAUAAAGAGGGAAAGAAUGAUACCUUUUGAGCGUCUGCUGUGGCGAGCCUGUAGGGGAAACAUCUACCUGAGGUACACCGAAAUGGACACUCCCCUGGAAGACCCUGUAACGAGAGAAGAGGUGAAAAAGAACGUGUUCAUUAUUUUCUAUCAAGGGGAGCAGCUUAAACAGAAAAUCAAGAAGAUUUGUGAUGGAUUUCGUGCCACAGUCUAUCCCUGUCCAGAGUCUGCUGCUGAGCGCCGAGACAUGCUUGAUGGAGUCAACACAAGGAUUGAGGAUUUAAACACAGUGAUGACCCAAACUGAGUCCCACCGCCAGCGACUACUGCAUGAAGCAGCAGCCAACUUGUGGUCCUGGGGAAUCAAGGUGAAGAAAAUCAAGGCCAUCUACCACAUUCUGAAUUGCUGUAACAUUGAUGUCACCCAGCAGUGUGUCAUUGCGGAGAUCUGGUUCCCAGUGGCUGAUACCAGCCGGAUAAAAAAAGCUCUCCAUCAGGGAAUGAAGCGCAGUGGCUCUACUAUUGCCCCUAUACUUACUGCCAUACACACCAGGAUGGCACCACCCACCUUCAACAGGACCAACAAGUUCACAGCUGGAUUUCAGAACAUUGUGGAUGCAUAUGGUGUGGGCAACUACAGGGAGAUGAACCCAGCUCCAUACACUAUCAUUACUUUCCCCUUUCUAUUUGCGGUGAUGUUUGGGGACUGUGGCCAUGGUGCUGUCAUGCUAGGAUUUGCACUCUGGAUGGUCAUCAACGAGAAGAGCCUUCUGGCCCAGAAAAGCACUAAUGAGAUCUGGAACACCUUUUUCAGCGGGCGUUACCUGAUCCUGCUCAUGGGCAUAUUCUCCAUGUACACUGGCUUCAUCUACAAUGACUGUUUCUCCAAAUCAUUCAAUAUCUUUGGCUCUUCCUGGCAUGUCAUCCCCAUGUUUAGAAACAGCACUUGGAAUAAGGAAGUGCUUCUGGAAAACACAGUGCUGCAGCUGGAUCCAGCAGUCCCAGGGGUCUACUCUGGAAAUCCAUAUCCUUUUGGAAUAGAUCCAAUCUGGAACAUUGCAUCGAACAAGCUGACUUUCUCGAACUCCUACAAAAUGAAGAUGUCAGUUCUCAUAGGGAUUGUGCACAUGAUUUUUGGGGUGAUACUCAGUCUCUUCAACCACAUUUACUUCAAGAAAUACAUAAAUAUUAUCCUUCAGUUCAUUCCAGAAAUGAUUUUUAUUGUCUCACUUUUUGGAUACCUGGUCUUCAUGAUUAUUUUCAAAUGGUGUCAUUUUGAUGUCCACUCAUCCCAAAGUGCACCAAGCAUCCUCAUCCACUUCAUCAAUAUGUUUCUGUUCAAUUACAGUGACACUUCAAAUGCUCCCUUAUAUCUGCAUCAGAAAGAAGUGCAGAGUUUCUUGGUCAUAUUUGCACUGAUUGCUGUUCCCUGGAUGCUCCUAAUUAAACCUCUUGUCCUCCGAGCCAACCACCAGAAAGCACAGCGCAUGAUUCGUUCUCAAGAUGUCUCAGGAAAUCUUGGAGGUGAAAAUGAGGUAGAUGUUCCAGAGACCAAUCAUUCCAAGAAAGCUUCCCAGGGAGACCACAGUGGUGGCCAUGGAGGACAUGAGAAUGAUGAUGAAGAGUUCAAUUUUGGAGACAUAUUUGUACAUCAAGCUAUCCACACCAUUGAAUACUGCCUUGGCUGCAUCUCCAACACAGCAUCCUAUUUGCGGCUCUGGGCACUGAGCUUAGCCCAUGCACAGCUGUCAGAGGUGCUCUGGACCAUGGUGAUGCACAAUGGGUUGAACAACAGCAGCUUUUCAGGCCUCAUCAUCGUCUUCAUCAUCUUUGCAGCAUUUGCAGUGCUGACAGUAGCCAUCCUGCUUAUCAUGGAGGGGCUUUCAGCCUUUCUGCAUGCCUUGCGUCUGCACUGGGUGGAGUUCCAGAACAAGUUCUAUGUGGGAGCCGGGUACAAGUUUUCUCCAUUCUCUUUCAAGCACAUCAUUGAUGGCACUGCAGAAGAGUAAAGCCAGUGCAUCGCUGCUUCAGUCCUCAAACCAGACUCUUUUUUUUUCUUGUGGCCACUCACCCACAGAGUGGAGUAUAUGGGAUGAAACAGAAUGGGAUGUGGCCCUUGAAAGAAGAGCAGAAGGAAAUGUCUUAGCUAUAUUCACAUAUACUGCUGUAUCAGCUGAGAACUGAACUACAUUGGUUUGGUUGACUGGACCCCUGGCUGAGUAUCUCCACUGAUACCUUUGCCAGGUACUUGGUCCUCAGUAUUUGAUUGGGUCAGCUGCAUACUGCUUGGUUGAAAAGAGGAGAUGCAGCAUUUGAACUAAAUUGGUUAUUAAUAAUCAGCUCACAUACGUUUUGCUCCAUUUACUGCCUUGUCUUUGUGGCGCAUUUCUUUCUGAGGAAAAUAUGUUUUGGCUGUUGUUUCAAGCUGUGGUUGAUCAUAUGACAGUGAUUAAGUCCCUUAUAAGACUGCAGCCCUUCAUUUAGCACACAACACAAACCAGCUCAAAGACAGAUCAUAUUGCAGUCUUGCAAUUUUCUACAUUCUUUACUACAACAACCCUUUUUAAAUCUGAUUUGCUCCAGGGCUUGACAGCACUGCAUUAUAGAAGUUUGCACAUGUCAUCACUUAACAAAAGGGUUAGUUUUGAGCUGUGCAAACAAAAGAGUGUGCCAGUUUCCACACUGGCAGCCAAUUUAUUUCUAUUAACUUGUUUCUCAGUGAAGACUUACGAUGACUCCCCUUGUGCUGUAUUUUUCAAGAUGGAUUGUUAAAGCAAACUGUGUAGGAAUGCUAAUACCUAAUGAACAGAAUGAAGAGAGGUAUCAAAAUGGCUGAGAUUAAUUUGAAGUAUUGAUAUAUAAUGAUCUUUUCUAAACAUUCAUUAAUCACUAGUCUUGCAAAUUGAAUAGUGUUAAUCACAAGAGGCUAUUAUUUUUUAACUACAGAAGAUGUAAAAUUCCUACACAGCACACCAAUGGAUUUGGAGGCAACUCUGCUCCCUUCCAUGGGGUGUGACCAAACAAGCCCUGUUUUCAAACCUCACACCCCUGUUAUCCAGCUCCACCAAAGAAACCCACCUGGGAUUGUUUCCAGCAGGAUAUGCAGUGGAAGAGUUAUCGUCAGCAGUGAGCCUGUGGUAUCCAGGCUUGAAAGCUAUCUUUCUGCUACAGUGACCAAGGAGAAAAUACAGCCACAGGCAAAGCAGUUGUUACACUUUUUUCCUUGUGACCUCAAGAAGCCACACUGGUGUCAGGCACCACUUACCAACAGAACUAUGACUGUUUUUCCCUUUUAACCACAGCUUGAGUUUGAAGCAGCAGCUGGAGCUGAGAAAGGAGGGUACAGGAGUGUGUCCAUGACCCACAUGUGGACUUGUGUCACCAUUUCUUUAGGCAUGGGUAACCUACACUACAGAAAAAAACCCGCACAGAUAUGAAUGCAGCUGGUGUCACAAUUGUUCAGCAUAUUCACUUCACUUUUGUUUCUUCCUUCCAGCCUAUUUUGUUUAUUCCUACUCAGGAGAAAAUAUGUCUUGAAGCAAGAAAGGCAAACUAGUUUAAUGCAUUACCAAACACAGCGAAACCAAUUUGCCUUAUGAAACAGCGGGCGGAUUUUCUGCGUAAACACAUAUUUUAUCUUUACUGCACCCUUCCAUGUAAUUGCAAUGUAACUGAGAAGGUGAUUACUUGAAACAGAAUAUCUGUUCCUUUUAGAGCUUCUUGGUGUUUUGCUUUUUGUCUGAGGUUUACAUUUUAAGCAAGGAAAACAAGUUAUCCUGUGAAUACUGCAGGUGACAAGAUGUUCUGUUGUUUGCUGUACCAAACAGUGAUUCAAACAUUUGGUUUAAUUCUGUAUUCAGCUCUCCAUUUCUCUGUGUAACUGAAUAUCCUGAGCAUUUGUGGAACAGGGAUGGCACUUCCCCACUCCACAAGAGGACCAAACCCUCUUAUAAUCAGGGAGCAUUCACAUGAAAUAUUGCUGAGAGGCAGCAUUGUUAAACACUUUGAGGAGAGCUCUGGCUUUCAUCUGGGUUGGUUUUAAGACUCUAGAAGUGUUCCAGAGAGUGCCUUGUUUUUAAAAAGUUUUUUUCCAGAAGAUAAGGGGGAUUUUGCUGCUGAGCAGUGAGUGCCUCUUCCUCUGCACAGCUGUUAAGUUGAUUUGGACCAUGUUUUCUAGAUGAUUCUGUGAAUCUGGCCACCAGAUAUAGUCAGAUCCAGUCAGAUCCAGCAAAGACCACUGUUACAGACUAGUAGACCUUGGUACAAUACCCUGGUGUCUUUUACCUGGACUUUACCCGUUGCUGCAGGAGAUGUGAUUUGUAAUUACUUGACUAGGAACUCUUCCAAAGCCAGGAGCUGACCAUGCUACUCCAGGAUGGGCUUGGGAUCAGUGCCUAGGGAGGAAUGGGUGCUUUUGGAUUGAAAGAUCAUCUCAUUACUAGGAAAAUGUUUCUUUCUGAGAACAGUAGACGUGCGUUU